Molecule: messenger RNA, 495 nt
Organism: Eutrema salsugineum
Lineage: Eukaryota; Viridiplantae; Streptophyta; Magnoliopsida; Brassicales; Brassicaceae
Exons: 2
Coding region: 8-463 (151 amino acids)
Source: RefSeq, a predicted model, not a curated record
UCUUCUAAUGGUGUUGAAUCCAGCUUUUAACGAUCUCAUCAAGCAUCUUCUUAGAGCUACAAAACUACCAAGCCUGGAGGAAGUCUGUUCUCAGAUCCAGAAGGAACAAGGGUCUUUGGGUCUCUUCGGCAAUAAAGGAAGCGACUUGGUGAUGGCCAACAAAGGUGAAGCUGCAGUAGCCAACAAAGGAGCCUAUGGUGGUGAGGACCGUGAGGUUUGGGUGUGUGAGCAUUGUAAAAGGAAGGGUCACCUGAAGAGCAAGUGCUGGAUCCUGUAUCCACAUCUCAAGCAAAGCCGCAGCAAAGACCAGAGAAAGCCAAGGGCGAAUGAAGCUCAUGCUCAGGAGGAGGCUGGCCCCUCAGACCGUGAGAAGGAAGGGGUUGCUAUGAGGGCCUCAGCUGAAUAUGUGAAGAAAUCAGACCUGGAUGCUCUCAUCAAGGCUCUUAAAGAGUCUGGAUAUUAAGUCAAGUAAGCUUCUUGGACAAGGAACAGUGG